GGAAGGAUGAUACAGUCAGACCAAGGACCCGAUCUGCCAGACAAGGACAGGAAGCUUUCCACAGCUCCGCAUUCUAAGAAUGGUCUCUCUGGACUGCUGAGGCUCGUGCUGCAGGAGCUGAGUCUUUUCUACAGCCGAGAUGUAAACGGAGUGUGUCUCUUAUAUGAUCUCCUUCACUCGCCGUGGCUUCAGGCCCUUCUAAAGGUCUAUGACUGCCUCCAGGAAUUUAAAGAAAAGAAACUAGUUCCGGCCACACCUCAUGCCCAGACCUUAUCCCACGAGGUCAUGGAGCUGUUAUGUGAAAGCCCCACUUCCCCUGAGAUCCAAGAGCUGAGACAGAUCCUCCAGGCUCCCCACUAUAAGGCCUUGCUCAGGGCCCAUGACACAGUAGCUCAGAAAGAUUUUGAACCCCUUCUCCCUCCACUGCCGGACAAUAUCCCUGCGAGUGAAGAAGCUAUGAGGAUUGUUUGCUUGGUAAAAAACCACCAGCCUCUGGGAGCCACCAUCAAGCGCCAUGAGCUGACAGGGGAUAUCCUGGUGGCCAGGGUCAUCCAUGGUGGGCUGGUCGAGAGGAGCGGGUUGUUGUUUGCUGGAGACAAAUUGGUGGAAGUGAACGGAGUCUCCGUUGAGGGACUGGACCCUGAGCAAGUUAUCCAUAUCCUGGCUAUGUCUCAUGGUACAAUCAUGUUCAAGGUGGUUCCAGUGUCUGACCCUCCUGUCAACAGCCAGAAAAUGGUUCAUGUUCGUGCCAUGACUGAUUACUGGCCCCAGGAGGAUCCUGACAUCCCCUGCAUGGAUGCUGGAUUGCCUUUCCAGAAAGGGGACAUCCUCCAGAUUGUGGACCAGAACGAUUCCCUCUGGUGGCAGGCUCGGAAAAUCUCAGACCUUGCUGCGUGUGCUGGCCUGAUCCCUUCUAACCACCUUAUGAAGAGGAAACAACGGGAAUUCUGGUGGUCCCAGCCAUACAAGCCGCAUACCUGCCUCAAACCCACCAGAUCAAUCUCUAUGGAAGAAGAGGAUGACAUGAAGAUCGACGAGAAAUGUGUGGAAGCAGAUGAAGAAACUUUUGAAUCUGAGGAACUUGCAGAAGACAAGGAGGAAUAUGUUGGCCAAGGGCAGAAGUUCUUUAUCGCGGGCUUCCGCCGAAGCAUGCGCCUGUGUCGCAGGAAGUGUCACCUGGGGCGGCGGCGCACCAGCACCUGCUGCACCUGCUACAGCGCCGGGGGGGCCCCGUACGAGGAGGUGGUGAGGUACCAGCGAUGCCCUUCGGACAAGCAUCGCCUCAUAGUGCUCGUGGGACCUUCUGGUGUUGGGGUCAAUGAACUGAGAAGACAACUGAUUGCAUUUAAUCCUAGCCGCUUCCAAAGUGCUGUGCCACAUACCACUCGUUCCCCAAAGAGUUAUGAAAUGAAUGGGCGUGAGUAUCACUAUGUAUCGAAGGAAACAUUUGAAAGCCUCAUGUAUAGUCACAAGAUGCUGGAAUAUGGUGAGUACAAAGGCAACCUGUAUGGCACAAGUGUGGACGCUGUUCGUGCAGUCCUUGACGAAGGAAAGAUCUGUGUCAUGGACUUGGAGCCUCAGGAUAUUCAAGUGGCUCGAACCCAUGAACUGAAACCCUAUGUCAUAUUUAUAAAGCCAUCUAACAUGACUUGUAUGAAACAAUCUCGGAAAAAUGCCAAGAUUAUGACUGACUAUUUUGUGGACAUAAAGUUCAAGGAUGAAGACCUAGAAGAGAUGGAGGAUUUAGCCCAGAAAAUGGAGACUCAGUUUGGCCAAUUUUUUGAUCACAUAAUCGUGAAUGACAACUUGCAAGAUGCAUGUGCCCAGUUGUUGUCUGCCAUACAGAAGGCUCAGGAAGAGCCGCACUGGGUACCAGCAACAUGGGCUUCCUCUGAUUCUGAGUAA
Molecule: messenger RNA, 1905 nt
Organism: Jaculus jaculus (lesser Egyptian jerboa)
Lineage: Eukaryota; Metazoa; Chordata; Mammalia; Rodentia; Dipodidae
Gene: Mpp4
Product: MAGUK p55 scaffold protein 4
Exons: 21
Coding region: 7-1905 (632 amino acids)
Cellular component (GO): adherens junction; plasma membrane
Molecular function (GO): protein binding
Source: RefSeq, a predicted model, not a curated record